Schizosaccharomyces japonicus yFS275 is the source of this 1647-nucleotide messenger RNA. Its product is annotated as RNA helicase. Gene Ontology annotation, molecular function: RNA helicase activity; nucleic acid binding; ATP binding. The record is from RefSeq and is a predicted model, not a curated record. Lineage: Eukaryota; Fungi; Ascomycota; Schizosaccharomycetes; Schizosaccharomycetales; Schizosaccharomycetaceae. Bases 1 to 1647 code for a protein of 548 amino acids. The transcript has a single exon.
AUGAUACUGCUACAGAAAUGUAGAUUUUGUCUGUUGGAAUCCUUGGUGCUGUCAAAUUAUCGCCGGAUUCAGGUGGAACAUUAUAAAACUGUAGUUUCACAAACUAUCAAACUUGAAACCGGAGAACCGUUAAGAGUCGCAGCCUCUCCGGAAACCGAAAAAUGGGUGAGGAGGUUUCACCCUGUUGGUACACCGUUUCAAAAAUUACCACUUGAUCAUCGGAUCCAAGCCAACGUAAAAGCGCAUUUUCCAAAGGUGUCACGUUCCAACGACAUACAGGAGAAGAUUGUGUCUGCCAUCACACUGGGCAAGACCUCGUUUGUUGUAAGAUCAUGGAAUGGUUCGGGUAAAUCAUUUGCGACCCUCGCCGCAAUGUUAUCUAUUGCGUUGAGUGAUCAACCGAAGCCUGCGGCUUCGUAUUCAGCUACGAUCCUAUACGUUGUCCCAUCCGAUUCACUCGUUGAACAGUUAUAUCGAUGGUCACAGCUACUUGCUGGUUUAAAUUGCCCAGUAUACCCAUUAAUACGUCUGCCAUAUGGGCAAUGGAAACAUGGAAAGCUUCAGCAGGCGCGUGUCGUAAUCGCUUCGGUUGAUAGCUUAGCAGAAUGGUUGUCGUCAGCAAAAAUUGAAUACAUCAGUUUUCUGCAGGGUUUAAAACGGGUUGUUCUGGAUGAGUCGGAUCAAAUAAUAGAGGGUUUUGCGGCACCGUAUCAAAACCGGCGAGCCGGGCCUGUUAUGGGUAUCGAAAACUCGCCUAAGUUUCGAAAACUUUUCUUCUUCUGGGAUAAGUUUUACACAAGAACGGAACAAAGAAUUCGCAGCGAUUUAAAUGCUAUUCCCCAGUUUGUCCUUUUGUCCGCCACAAAUACGUCCUCCAUUGCCAACGCUUUUGGUCUCUUUAGCAAGCAUCUUUUGGGUUGCAUUGGUCUAGAUCAAGGGAAACACUGGUGGGAUUGGGGUUUGCGAAUGUGGAAUAACAUCGAACACAUUAGUCUUCGUUUAAGCGGUGAAGACACGAAACCAAAAAUCCGAGAUGUUCAGUUCCAAGUCGCAAAAAGUUUAAACUCUUACGAAAAAGCUGGGUCAGCCCCAGUGACAAUCCAUGAACUAGACACUGUCUUAAAGCUUUAUACGAAUGCUCUUUUAUUAAUUGUUCGGAAGGAGCAUAAACAAGUACCAACAUUUAUGGGCGAUCUUCUUGUUCUUCUCCCUGAACAAGCGAACAUUGUUGAAUAUGUUGAACAAAACGCAGCGCUUUAUGAACAAAAUUCUCUUCUACUGAGAAGACUGGAUACUUUUAACCUUAAAAAGAAGGAAGAACGACGUGCCCAUCAAAUUGCCUAUGUCGGAAAGCUGACGGACAUUUUUGGUUUAAGUUUAUUUGGCCUGACCCAUGUGUUUCAAUUAUGGAAUACGUUUAGCGCUGUGGUCUACCAACACGUCGCUGGAAGAGUUGGAUCUUUUGGAAAAAAAGGAAAGGUGAUCAGUUUCUUCGCACCAGCGUACACUAAUAGUGCGGACAUUGAAGCCCAUGGAUAUGCUCGUAUGAUAUCACUUGUGUACCAAAAGCUUGCUGUGAUACCCAAACGGUAUAUGAAAUACUCCAAACCCCCUAAGUUGGAUGUACAAGACAAGAGAGAGAUUUGA